Hemibagrus wyckioides is the source of this 2273-nucleotide messenger RNA. RefSeq names its product pleckstrin homology domain containing, family D (with coiled-coil domains) member 1 (gene plekhd1). Bases 115 to 1593 code for a protein of 492 amino acids. The record is from RefSeq and is a predicted model, not a curated record. The transcript is spliced from 13 exons. Lineage: Eukaryota; Metazoa; Chordata; Actinopteri; Siluriformes; Bagridae.
AGGUGGAUGAGUGACUGACUCUCCUGCUAAUGUUAACCCCUCCACCCACUUCUUUGAAAACGACAGCCGUGUUUUUUCUCCUCUAAGCUCUUUUUAUUUCCUUCCUGGAUCUCCAUGGAGCAGCCGGACUCUAGCAUCCCGUACAUCAGCAGUAAAGUGCAGCUACAUGGAGUGUUGUGGAAAAGAUCCUCCGGAAGACCAUCAGCCAAAUGGGCUCGAAGGUUCUUCAUUAUCAAAGACAGCUUCCUGCUCUACUAUGCCGAGAAUGAGAAAAGAAACUUCGAAGCUAACAGAUACUUCAACAUUCAUCCAAAGGGAGUUAUCCCUCUAGGCGGAUGUGUGGUCGAGCCAAAGGAGGAACAGGGCAUGCCUUAUGCCAUAGUUAUCAACCAUGAGGAUUUUAAUGGAGAUGUAGUGGUAGCUGCAGAGUCCGAGUCUGAGCAGAGCCAGUGGCUGGAGAUGCUGGAGGAGUCAGGAAAAGUCACCUGGAAGAACGCCCAGCUAGGCGAGGCUAUGAUUGAGAGUCUGGAGGCUCAGGGACUGCAGCUGGCCAAAGAGAAACAGGAGUACCUGGAUAAACUCAUGGAGGAGACUGAAGAACUGAGCUUACAGAGAGAACAGAAGGCGGAACUGGAACGGUUGAAUCAGGUGCUGGAGGAAGAGAAGCAGAGGUUUGAAGACGUCCUGAUGGAUCUGAGAACCGAGCAGGAGCAGAUCAAGCGGGAUUUGGAUGGAACAGUUCGGUCAAUGAAAGGAGUUGAGUCUGAGAAAGAAGAGCUGAACAGACUGACCACUCGACUACAGAAGUCUCUUGAGGAGCUGUCUAAGGAGAAGCAGCGUACACUGGAUAUGCUCAGAAAGAAAGGGAUGGACAGGAUUGGCUCUGGAGACCAGGCUUCUGCUCCUGACCCUAAAUGCCCCAAACCACAGGAGCAGCUACAGGGCAACCUGAGAAACAUCGAGGAGCACAUGAUGUGUCUACUCUGUGAAAAGAAACAGGCAGAAGAGAGGCUGAGAGAGAAUGAGCAGCGAGCUCAUGUGCUGCAGGAGGAGAGAGAGUUUUACUCAGCUCAGGCUAAAGCACUUCAGCAGUCCCUCAGUCAGCUAACAGCUGAUAAACAGCAGGCUGAAGCUGAGCUUAAGGCUGAGAUGGAGUCCAGGGCAGAGAUAGAACGCAGGUUGAAGAUGGCUGAGGAGGCCCUGAAGAACCUGGAACAGGGUUUGAACUGUCUGGAGCGAAGCCGAGAAAGAGACGAGAGGAUGAUGGGAGAUGUCGGCCACCUCCGCAAGUUCUUUGAGGAGUGUAUCUGUGCUGCAGAGAUUGAGGCCAAGCUGCCUGCCAUCAUGAAGAACUCUGUGUACCUGCAUAAAGCUGCUGCUCGCCGAAUUAAAAGCUGUCGCAUCCAGAGACAUGCUUCCAGGCAACACUGGCGGAAACACUCGCUGUCUUUUGCUGGUCCCCAUGGUGAGGCGUCCAGCCUGGAGGACCUGAAAGAGACCACUCGGUGUCUGACUUCGGACAGCUGCUUUAGACAGCACAGCAAAGCCUGCAAGGCCAUCAGCAGACAGAGCACAGUGCAGUCUGAGGACUGAGAUCAGCGUGAGGUAUUGACAGCAACCUGGUCUGAUCAGCGAUCAGUGAGGAAAGAUUUGCACACUUUUUUUUGAUAACUUGUUGGAAAAGUUGUGAAAGGUUAUAGAGUUUAGUAUUACGACAACACAAGGGUUAGUGAUUCAAUUCGAUUUAGUUGUAUUUGUAUAGCGCUUUUAACAAUGGACAUUGUCACAAAGCAGCUUUACAGAAAAUGUCUAAAUUUUAUAUUUAUAGCAAGCCAGAAACGAGGAUGGAGAGUAAAAACUCCCUGAGAUAUUAUGUUAUAUGAUAGUAUGGAUCAUGGUUGGAUCUUUUCUUUCUUUGUGUGAAAUCCUUUGCACUAAUAGAUUCCAGUUCAGAGUGGAUCCACCGCCAGAAAGUCUUGAAAAACUAAACGUCUUUAUACAACCGCUUUCUCUGCUGUAAUAAAUUAUUACUCAUUAUAUACUGUACAUUAUACUGGACAGAGUUCAUUCAGUUUCAUCACAAAUUUAUAUUCUUCAGGAUUUGUUCAUAUUUUCACUAUCCAUUUAGUCCCUGUACAUCGUUAUGUUUUUGUCUAACACAGUUUAAAAAAUCAUUAAUAACACUUAUGACAUUCUUACUGUAAUAUUUGUUUAUCAUUUGUUAAAUUGAAUGCAAUACUAUUUUUACAGGAAGCCAUAUUAAUAACAGUAUA